Molecule: messenger RNA, 225 nt
Organism: Pyricularia oryzae 70-15
Lineage: Eukaryota; Fungi; Ascomycota; Sordariomycetes; Magnaporthales; Pyriculariaceae
Exons: 1
Coding region: 1-225 (74 amino acids)
Source: RefSeq, a predicted model, not a curated record
AUGAACUUUCCCUUCAAACGCAGAUCCCGCCUGGUUCUGAUACUGUUGUUCAGUUGCUGUUGGAGUCUCUAUACCCACCAUCUCACAGUCGAUAGCCACUGUCCGUCGCUUCGGAGCGCUGUUGCUUCGCGGCCGGGAAGGCAAGAAGUCCUGGAGCAUAAUCCCUGCAGGAAGUCUGAUGCCUUGGUAGUUAUCACCAAGAAUGACGAAUCUGUGCCUCCUUAG